This is a messenger RNA of Sturnus vulgaris (Common starling), 1256 nucleotides long. RefSeq names its product copine-5. Gene Ontology annotation, molecular function: calcium-dependent phospholipid binding. Gene Ontology annotation, cellular component: plasma membrane. Gene Ontology annotation, biological process: cellular response to calcium ion. Lineage: Eukaryota; Metazoa; Chordata; Aves; Passeriformes; Sturnidae. The record is from RefSeq and is a predicted model, not a curated record.
GUGCAGGGUGGAUGACCCUUCCCCCCCCCGCCAAUUCCACCCCACAGGACGUGGCCACACUCCAGUUCUGCGCCAACAAGCUUGAUAAGAAGGAUUUCUUCGGAAAAUCUGACCCCUUCAUGGUCUUCUACCGCAGCAACGAAGAUGGGACUUUCACCAUCUGCCACAAGACAGAAGUGGUGCGGAACACACUGAACCCCGUCUGGGCAGCCUUUGCCAUUCCUGUGCGUGCCCUCUGUAACGGGGACCAUGACCGAGCCAUCAAAGUGGAGGUAUACGACUGGGACCGUGAUGGCAGCCAUGACUUCAUCGGGGAGUUCACCACCAGCUACCGGGAGCUGGCUCAAGGCCAGAGCCACUUAAACGUGUACGAGGUGGUGAACCCCCGGAAGAAGAUGAAGAAGAAGAAGUACCUGAACUCGGGGACAGUGACACUCCUGUCCUUUGCUGUGGAGGCCGAGCACACCUUCCUGGACUACAUCAGGGGCGGGACCCAACUCAACUUCACAGUGGCCAUCGACUUCACGGCAUCCAAUGGGAACCCCUCACAGCCCACGUCCCUGCACUACCUGAGCCCCUUCCAGCUGAAUGCCUAUAGCCUGGCACUGCGGGCCGUGGGGGACAUCAUCCAGGACUACGACAGUGACAAGAUGUUCCCAGCCCUUGGCUUUGGCGCCAAGGUCCCCCCAGAUGGGCAUGUGUCCCACGAGUUCCCACUGAAUGGGGAUGCAGCAAACCCGGCCUGCCAUGGCAUUGCGGGGGUGCUGGAGGCGUAUCAGCACAGCCUGCGUCGUGUCCAGCUCUACGGCCCCACCAACUUUGCCCCUGUUGUCAAUCAUGUUGCCCGCUCAGCGGCCACGGUGCUGGAUGGGUCCCAGUACUUUGUCCUCCUCAUCAUCACUGAUGGUGUCAUCUCUGACAUGGCCCAGACCAAGGAGGCCAUUGUCAAUGCUGCCAAAUUGCCCAUGUCCAUCAUCAUUGUGGGGGUUGGCCAGGCCGAGUUCGAUGCCAUGGUGGAGCUGGAUGGGGAUGACAUCCGCAUCUCUUCCCGUGGGAAAGUGGCUGAGCGUGAUAUCGUCCAGUUUGUUCCAUUUCGUGACUACAUGUCGGGGGGUCCCGGCGCAGGGCUGAGCAUGGCAGGACUGGCACGGGAAGUCCUAGCUGAGAUUCCCGACCAGCUCCUGUCUUACAUGAAGGCACGGGGAAUAAAACCUCCCCCCAUCCCUCCCAUGUCCCCUGAAACUCCCACACCCUGA